Messenger RNA from Entamoeba invadens IP1, 888 nucleotides. RefSeq lists its product as hypothetical. The coding region runs from base 1 to 888 and encodes 295 amino acids. The transcript has a single exon. Lineage: Eukaryota; Evosea; Mastigamoebida; Endamoebidae. The record is from RefSeq and is a predicted model, not a curated record.
AUGAACUUUAUCGAACUACACUAUGCGCUUGAAUACUAUUUUGCAACAACAGAACUUCACGAAAAGGAUACUUUGAAUUAUUUUGAAAAGUGCUCGAAACCAAACGAUAUUAAAGCUAUUAUCAAAAAAGUAAUUAAAGUUGAUAAAGAGAAAGACACAUUAAGACAGUUUAAAGCUCUUCUGUUGUUCCACCUUCUUUCUCAAACAGACAAUUCACUUGUGUUUGAAAGAGUAACAAAUAUUGAGAUACAACUAGACAGAUCACUUAAAUUGACGUUUGAACCAAACACGACACAUCUUUCGUAUUGGGGAGAACUUUAUUCGGUACUUCUCCAAAAGAUCCUUCAAUUCCAUAAAGACUAUUCUUUUUUGACUGGAUAUUUCACUGUCAAAAACGAUGAACCUCUUCCAAAACAAUUCAGAAUAUCACAAGUCAUCGAACAACUUGAAGGUGACGUCUUCGUACUCUACGAAGCUAUAAGUUAUUUUGUUACUGAGUGUUUUGAAAAAAAGGUUGAGAACACCUAUCUCCAAAAAGCUGUUGAGUACUUCAUUAUAGAUAUGGUACACAUCUAUGAACUUAUUUUAAAUUUGGACAACUAUUACUCGAUAAUAAAUGGGACUCCAAUCAACACAGAGAAGUCUAAAUUGUGUUUGAGACAACUUACUUAUAUCAAGAAUGAGAAAAACACAAAAAUAGCAAUCAACAAAAUACUUAGAAAAUUGUCUCCAAUCGAAGAGUUCAAAAAGAACGCUGUGAAACUCUCAUCUUUCAAAAAGCAAUUUCCGUUGCCAACGCCAAGCUCAAAGGUGUAUACAACAGACAAUGUUUUUCCUGAAGACCAAAAGUGUCAAGAAGUAUUUUGUAACUCUUUGAUAGAUGGGUAA